CGCGAUGUAGGUCAAUGAGAGACGCGUCGGCGACUCUCCACGUAUAAAUAAGGCAAGGCGCCGAUGUGACCCAGCACUCACACUUGCAGAUUACUCUCUAUCUACACCUCCUGAGAAGUACUAUCACUGGUACAAUGAAGGUUCUGGCUCUUGUUCUGCUGGCUUGUAUUGCUGGUACGUACGCCUCCCACAACUACGGUCCGAGAGCAUACAGCUACGGCCACGGACUCGGCCGCGGCUAUGGAGGAUACGGCUACGGCACCGGCCUAGGCAACGGCUAUGGGGGAUACGGCCAAGGCCUGGGCAACGGCUAUGGAGGAUACGGUCACGGCUACGGCCACGGCCUGGGCAACGGCUAUGGAGGAUACGGUCACGGCUAUGGAGGAUACGGUCGCGGCUAUGGAGGAUACGGUAACGGCUAUGGAGGAUACGGCAACGGGCUAGGAUACGGGCACGGUUUCGGCUACGGACGCGGCCUGCGCCACGGCUUCCGCGGCUGUGCGGGAGGCAGAUGCGCCGGCUACGCUCUCAGACCAAGCUACUACGGCGUCAACGUCGGCGCUGCGCACGCCGUCGGCGGCCGAUACACGGCCGGCGGCCCCAACAUCGGCCUCAACAACGCCUUCGAGGGAAGCGACGAGUUCGUCGGAGUCGGCAACUUCAACUUCCAGGGAGCCAAAGCCAAGGCUGCAAGCCACGCCCCAGCGGGAGCUGCCCCGGCCACCGCUCCGGCCGUGAUUGGACGCCAGUGGGGAGCUGGAUCCGCCCGCCAAUGGCAGGCCGCCUCUGCCGACCGCGCUGCCUCUGGUAGCGGCGUCGCCGCCUCUGCCCGCCAGGCUAGCCGCACUGCCCAGCAGGAGGCCCAGGCCAGCUUCACCCAGAACGCCGUCAGCCAGGGAGCCGGAUCUGCCGGAGCCGCCUACGCCUUCGCCAGGAACAUCCCGUACAACGGCAUCCAGGCCGUCGGCGUCGCCCCCGCCAACCCACAGGUCGGACCGGCCGACGUCGCCGUCCCUGCUGAUGACGUCGUUGCCUCUAGAUACGCGCCCGCGGUCGGCUACGGCGUUCGCCGAUACGGCUACGGCGGCCCUGGCUAUGGCGGCCCUGGCAAUGGCGGCCGUGGCGAUGACGCCGCUGACGAUGACGCCGCUGACGAUGAUGAAGGGUACGGGGGUGAUGAUGCCGAGUAGGAAGCCAGAACAAGAAGUCCAGUCGACCCCACUAUCCGCCGCCGAAACAUCCAUCAGCACAACACGGGGAACGGAAAACGAACGAAGACCGAUCUCUCU
Molecule: messenger RNA, 1289 nt
Organism: Priapulus caudatus
Lineage: Eukaryota; Metazoa; Priapulida; Priapulimorpha; Priapulimorphida; Priapulidae
Product: glycine-rich protein DOT1-like
Exons: 3
Coding region: 135-1190 (351 amino acids)
Source: RefSeq, a predicted model, not a curated record